Molecule: messenger RNA, 1464 nt
Organism: Medicago truncatula (barrel medic)
Lineage: Eukaryota; Viridiplantae; Streptophyta; Magnoliopsida; Fabales; Fabaceae
Exons: 2
Coding region: 1-1464 (487 amino acids)
Biological process (GO): telomere maintenance; DNA repair
Molecular function (GO): DNA helicase activity
Source: RefSeq, a predicted model, not a curated record
AUGCGUUUACUACUGAAUCGUCAGAUUGGAUGUACCUCAUUUGAAGAUAUUCGAACUGUUGACGGUCAUGUUUAUAAUUCUUAUCGAGAGGCCUGUGCUGCAUUAGGAUUGCUUGCUAAUGAUCGACAAUUUAUCGAUCUUAUUAGCGAGAUUGUUGUGGUUGGUUCGGGAUCUAGCAUUCGCAAGGUGUUCACUAGCUUGCUGCUAACUUCAUGUAUGAGCGACCCUUUAAACGUGUGGAAUCAAACUUGGCAUAUUCUUUCUGAGGGCAUUCUUUAUGAACGACGGAGGACUCUGAAUUCUCCAGAUUUGGUUAUUUCAGAAGAUGAUUUAAAGCAGUUUUGUUUGAUUGACAUUGACAAGUUCUUGAGAUUGAAUGGUAAAGAGUUGAGUGAGUAUGAUUGCAUGCCAAAGAUUUUGAACCCGUCUCCUGUUAUUUUUAAUAAUGUUUUGUUGGCCAAUGAAUUGUGGUAUGAUCAUGAAGAGAUGUUUGCAAAGCAUGAGGAACAUUUCAAGCUGCUAAAUAGUGACCAAUUGUCUGCAUAUGAAAAAAUUGUAAAUGUUGUUGAUAAUGAGCUAGACCAUAUGUUUUUUGUUGAUGGUUAUGGUGGAAUUGGGAAAACAUUUCUUUGGAAUGCGCUUUCUUAUCAUUUUCGCUCAGAGGGGAAGAUUGUACUUAAUGUUGCGUCAAGCAGUAUUGCAUCCUUGCUUCUUCCUAGGGGUCGUACUGCUCAUUCUCAAUUUAGUAUACCUUUGAUGUUGUUAGAAGAAUCUGGUUGCACCAUUGAAAAGGAAGGCAAUAAGGCUCAGCUGUUGACAAUGGCAAGUUUGAUAAUUUGGGACGAAGCACCAAUGAUAAGUCGUUUGGCUUUUGAGGCUUUUGAUAGAACAAUGCGUGAUAUAAUGAGUAAUGUUGUUGAUGGUGCUUCAAAUUUACCAUUUGGUGGUAAGACAGUUGUUUUGGGUGGAGAUUUUAGACAAAUUCUACCUGUCGUUCCAAAAAGAGGUCGUGCUGAUAUUGUUGAUGCAUGCAUAAAUUCUUCUAUGUUGUGGCGGCGUUGUAGGGUGUUGAAGUUGACAAAGAAUAUAAGGUUGCAGUUUCCCACAAAUGGUCAGGAUGAUGCGUCUUUGAGAUUAUUUGCUAGAUGGAUUUUGGAUGUUGGUGAUGGAAAAUUGGGCAUUGACAAUGAUGGGGAGGCAGUGAUUGAGAUUCCAGAUGAUAUUUGUCUUAAAAAUUCAGGGAAUCAUGUUGGAGAUAUUGUUGAAUCAACUUAUCCUAAUUUAUUGUCAAAUAUGAAAGAGUCCUCCUUUUUCCAAGAUCGUGCUAUUCUGGCUCCUACGUUGGAAUUGGUUGAGAAGGUUAAUGAUUACGUCCUUUCGUUGGUUCCUGGUGAAGAGAAAGAAUAUUUGAGUUGUGAUACUGUUUUGAAGUGCGAUGAAGAAGUUGGAAUAGAUCGUCGAUGA